GGAUGCUUCACGUCGCUUCCCCGCGCCGCCAGAGAGAACUGCUUCGCUCGCGUCAGUCCGCGAGGCCCGAGAGCGCCUUGGAAACCGUCUCCCUCCUUCCCCGCCCCGGGGACACCAGCCCCUUCCUGGUGUCGUCUUUGGUCCCACGCCCGGAAGUCGUAAGAUGGCUAUAAAAACUGGAGGCUAGAGGGACCCAGACUUGACCUCCGGGCCUUCACUUCCGCCGGAAGUGGCCUCCAGUCGCCCGUGCCCUUUCCUUUUUGCACGCGCGGGCGCCCGGGGCCCGAUACUCGGGGCGCGAGUACGACCACGAUGGCGGCCACCACCCUGCUGCGCGCGACGCCCCUCUUGAGUGGUCUCGGCGCCGGCCCGAGCCCACUGCUGCAGAGUGUGUUGCGGCCGCUGAAGGUGCCGGCACUGCCUCACUUGUGCCGUGGCCUGGCCGUGGAGGCCAAGAAGACCUAUGUGCGCGACAAGCCCCAUGUGAACGUGGGCACCAUCGGCCAUGUGGACCACGGCAAGACCACACUGACCGCGGCCAUCACGAAGAUUUUAGCGGAAGGAGGCGGAGCGAAAUUUAAGAAAUACGAAGAGAUUGACAAUGCUCCUGAAGAGCGAGCCCGUGGAAUCACAAUUAAUGCGGCUCAUGUGGAGUAUAGCACUGCAGCCCGCCACUAUGCCCACACCGACUGCCCAGGUCACGCAGAUUACGUUAAGAAUAUGAUCACAGGCACCGCCCCCCUCGACGGCUGCAUCCUGGUGGUGGCGGCCAAUGACGGCCCUAUGCCCCAGACCCGAGAGCAUCUAUUACUGGCCAAACAGAUUGGAGUAGAGCAUGUCGUGGUGUACGUGAACAAAGCAGAUGCUGUCCAGGACUCUGAGAUGGUGGAGCUGGUUGAGCUGGAGAUCCGGGAACUGCUCACUGAGUUUGGCUACAAAGGGGAGGAGACCCCGGUCAUCAUAGGCUCUGCCCUCUGUGCCCUUGAGCAACGUGAUCCUGAGCUAGGCGUGAAGUCUGUGCAGAAGCUGCUGGAUGCCGUGGACACUUAUAUCCCGGUACCCACCCGAGACCUGGAGAAACCUUUCCUGCUGCCUGUAGAGUCCGUUUACUCUAUUCCUGGCCGGGGCACAGUGGUGACAGGUACACUAGAGCGUGGCAUUUUGAAGAAAGGGGAUGAGUGUGAGUUCUUGGGACACAGCAAGAACAUUCGCACUGUGGUGACAGGCAUUGAGAUGUUCCACAAGAGUCUGGAGAGGGCAGAGGCAGGCGACAACCUUGGAGCCCUGGUCCGAGGCUUGAAGCGAGAGGACCUGAGGCGUGGCCUGGUCAUGGCCAAGCCAGGGUCCAUCCAGCCCCACCAGAAGGUGGAGGCCCAGGUUUAUAUCCUCAGCAAAGAGGAAGGUGGCCGCCACAAGCCUUUUGUGUCCCACUUCAUGCCUGUCAUGUUCUCCCUGACUUGGGACAUGGCCUGUCGUGUCAUCUUACCGCCAGGGAAGGAGCUUGCCAUGCCCGGGGAGGACCUGAAGGUCAGCCUUGUCUUGCGGCAGCCCAUGAUCUUAGAAAAAGGCCAGCGUUUCACCCUGCGAGAUGGCAACCGGACCAUCGGCACUGGCCUUGUCACUGAGACGCCAGCCAUGACAGAGGAAGACAAGAACCUCAAGUGGAGUUGAGUCUGGACUCUUGCUCUGACUCUAGCGUUGAAGGCCGCGCUAGCCCAUGUUCUUUGCUGCUGCUGCAGCCCCCUCCCUAGGGCACAGGCUGCCGUCCAGCAGUGCAGCUAGCCUGACACUUCCCCUGGCCAGGAGGGGCCCCAGGGCCUGCCAGGUGAGGUAGGUCAAUAAACUGUUCUGUGAAUAGUGA
Messenger RNA from Callorhinus ursinus (northern fur seal), 1861 nucleotides. NCBI's taxonomy places the organism in Eukaryota, Metazoa, Chordata, Mammalia, Carnivora, Otariidae. The record is from RefSeq and is a predicted model, not a curated record.